AUGGCGACUUCUGACGCUCGCACAGGCGCCACGAGCGCGAUCCGGAAAAAGCUCAACUUCCACGACGAGAUCCUGUGGCGCAAGUUCUCGUCGCGCCGACUGCUUCUGGUCGAGUCGCUGUCUCUGAGCUCGAAAAAAGCGUGCGAACAGGACGCAGAAAUCCAAGUUUGCGCACAAACCCUACAGCAGGAGUUUGGGUUCCCGAGAGAAACCCUGCCCGAGUUCGACAAGCUCGUGCGGCUGGCGAUCCAGAGCGUGCGCAGAAACAAGAAGCGGUCGCAGAAACGGCUCGCCAACCGGCGCCGUGAGAAGGAGGACCGGUCCAGCACUGAGGAAACGGCAAGCCCGAUAUACUCGGAUUUGGUCAACGAGGACGCGUUCCACGGUGGCAACAAGUCGGACGACGCCGAGACGGAGUCCAAGACGGCCAUCUCGGCCCUCGUGGCGCCGACGCUCCACCGACCCUUCACAAGCUCGCUUCGGCAGCUCAACAUGGACGGCGAGUUCCGUGCCGCUGCAGACCGGCUGCUGAUCAGCAUCAAGAAGUCGCGCACGUGCUACGAGCUGACCAAGUCGACCGCGCGCUCGUUCGAGUCGAUCGAAGGGUUUGGGUCGGCGUGCAUCUCGUCUGCCGUCAUGUUUGUGCUUGAGCGCAGCUUUGGCCAUCUCUCGUUCGACUCCGUUAUCUACAUCAGACAGAAACUCAACAGCGACUUUGUUCUGAGCUCCAUCAUCAAAGGGCUGGACAGCGAGUCGUUCGAAGUGGUGCAGUUGGGCGAGUUUGUCGCAGCACAGCUGUUCAAGAAACUCGUUGGAGGCUGCGUCAAGGACUUCGGCUUCAACGAGGUGCUCUACCCGGUCGCAGACAUCUUUCGCAGCAUCCUGGAAAAAGACUAUCCGUUUAACCCGCUGCCAAACCCGCCUACACACAAAUCGUCCAUCCUGUCGCGGUCUCCGUCCUCCGACACCCUAAUCACCGUGGUCAUCCGCUUCAACACUAAGGACCUGCGCUUCAUAUACCCCUCGAGCUCGUGCUCGCCGCCGACGGUGCUGGAGUUGAUCGCCAACUCCAAGACCGCGUUCGGCAUCGUCAACAAUAACCGCAUCCUCAAGAUCCGCAACGCAGAAACGAAAACGCUAAUCAACAGCGACCAGGACCUGGAGAAACUGUUUGACGCUACUAGAAACAAGCCCAACAAGCUCAUCGAGCUGGAACUCAUCUAUCACAACAUGCAAGAUUACCUGAAUCUGAACUUCGACGCGGCUUACCCGCGUCCGCAGCCUGCUCCGCCGGUGCUGCAUCCACGGCUCCCGCCUUCCGACCGGCCGCCAUUCAAGUUCCAGCCGCUGCUCUAG
Molecule: messenger RNA, 1356 nt
Organism: Ogataea angusta
Lineage: Eukaryota; Fungi; Ascomycota; Pichiomycetes; Pichiales; Pichiaceae
Exons: 1
Coding region: 1-1356 (451 amino acids)
Source: RefSeq, a predicted model, not a curated record